AUGUCACUCGACACCACUAAUCUCAAGAUACUCCAACUUGCUGGUACACCAAAGCAGCAAAAAUACGCUACACGCAUCUUGCCUAUUCGUAAGAACGGGCACAUCCUGCUGACGACCCUAUUGCUGACCAACACCGUGCUUAACGAAACACUGCCGAUCCUAUUUGAUGGCAUUUUCUGCAAAGGAUUUAUGUCUGUCAUUGCAUCCACAGCAUUGCUUGUCAUGUUUUCAGAAAUCAUACCACAAGCAAUCUGUUCAAAGCAUGGGUUGGCCAUUGGCGCUCUCUUUGCCAUUCCUGUACGUAUUUUGAUUGCUAUCUGGCUCAUCAUUUCGUGGCCCAUAUCCAAAUGCCUAGACUGGAUGUUGGGGCCACACAAUGGAUUUUCAUAUACAGUACCAGAACUCAAGGCCUUGAUACAUCUUCAUGACAUGACGAAAAGCCAUUCUGGAUGCCUCAAACACGAGUUUUCUAAUAUACUUCAGAAUGUUUUGACCAUGCAAGAACAGACAGCCGGUCAUCUCAUAGGUUCUAGCAAUGAUUUGUUGCUCAUACCUUCAGAUACAAUACUGAGCCAGAGCUUAGUCUCUGAAUACAUCAGUCACGGGUAUUCUCACAUGUUGGUAUAUGAGCCCAAGGGGUCACCCAUGGAGGAGGGUAGCGUCAUUGGCGUCAUCGCACUUGCCGUAAGUAACCACUGA
Molecule: messenger RNA, 699 nt
Organism: Rhizopus microsporus ATCC 52813
Lineage: Eukaryota; Fungi; Mucoromycota; Mucoromycetes; Mucorales; Rhizopodaceae
Product: DUF21-domain-containing protein
Exons: 3
Coding region: 1-699 (232 amino acids)
Biological process (GO): magnesium ion homeostasis
Cellular component (GO): intracellular membrane-bounded organelle
Source: RefSeq, a predicted model, not a curated record